Vicia villosa (hairy vetch) is the source of this 1298-nucleotide messenger RNA. Its product is annotated as ribonuclease 3-like protein 2. Gene Ontology annotation, cellular component: cytoplasm; nucleus. The coding region runs from base 69 to 830 and encodes 253 amino acids. The transcript has 2 exons. Gene Ontology annotation, biological process: siRNA processing. NCBI's taxonomy places the organism in Eukaryota, Viridiplantae, Streptophyta, Magnoliopsida, Fabales, Fabaceae. Gene Ontology annotation, molecular function: RNA binding; ribonuclease III activity. The record is from RefSeq and is a predicted model, not a curated record.
AUUUCAGCGUUUUCAGUUUUUGUUUCUGCUUAUUUCAAUUUGUGAAUCACACAAUACAUUUAGAAAAGAUGAAGAUGGAAGCUUCAGUUUCUGCGGUUGAGAAAAUAAUCGGUUACACUUUUCAAAACAAGAAGCUUCUAGAACAAGCCCUAACCCACACUUCUUACCCCGAAGCUGUGUCUUACGAGCGUCUUGAGUUCAUCGGUGACGCCGUUUUAGGUCUCGCCAUCAGCAACCAUCUCUUCCUCGCUUACUCCUCCGUUGAUGUUGAUCAUGGUCAACUCUCACUCCUCCGUGCCGCUAAUGUUAGCACGGAGAAACUCGCUCGCGCUGCUGUUCGCCAUGGUCUACACAGUUAUGUACGUCACAACACGGUUUCUAUUGUUGAUAAGAUUAGAGUGUUUGCUGAUGCGGUUGAUUGCGAGGAUGAUUGUGCUGUUGUUAUAUAUGGUGGAUCGGUGAAAGCUCCCAAGAUUCUUGCUGAUAUUAUGGAGGCUAUUGUUGCUGCUGUUUAUGUUGAUGUCGAUUGCGACCUUAAAAGAUUAUGGGUGAUAAUAAAAGGUCUUUUCGAGCCGAUAGUGACAUGGGAUGAUCUGAAACAAAAUCCACAACCAGUAAAUAUGCUCUUGGAGAUCUGUCAAAAGAAUGGGAAAAAAGUUGACAUAAAACAAGAGAGGAAUGGUGCCAAAAGCACUUCCAAUGUUUAUGUUGACGGAGAGUUGGUUGCAUCUGCUUCCUCGGAUCAAAAGGACAUCGCAAGGUUUGAAGCUGCCAAGGGUGCCUUGCAUAAACUACAAAAUAAUAAGUUAAAUGAACACGUGAGGUGUUAACUCAUAAUUCGAAAGAGAGAAAUUUAUUUGUCUAUCUAAAAAGUAUGCUUUUUGUUUAAAGGAAUUGAAUUUCUACACUUUGUGAAUGAGUUAUUUUUCUCCUCAUGAACCGAACCGAAUGUGAUGCAGAUAUAUCCUUGUUAAUAAGAAAUUAAGGGAACAAUAUUUUAUAAGGAGAAAAAUGAAGUUUGAAUAAGUAACUAAGCAAUGUAUAUCGGAAUUUUUUUUUUUUGAAUAAUAACACGUUAGAGAAAAACUUGCAUAGAUUGAAACUUUGUUUGCGAGUUUGGAAGGCAGGGGAAUAGAAGAUUUCCGAAAACGAAAUUUUAAAAAAAAUACUUGAUAUUUUUUGAAAACAUAAUUUUAUUUAAAAUAAUAAAAGAGUUAUUAUUAUUAUUAUUAUAAUAUUUUAAUUUUUAGAGCCUCCAAAACUCUCAUUCAAUAUAAUUUUUAAUAAAAUCAAACUCU